Messenger RNA from Candoia aspera, 2094 nucleotides. RefSeq names its product zinc finger and SCAN domain-containing protein 30-like. NCBI's taxonomy places the organism in Eukaryota, Metazoa, Chordata, Lepidosauria, Squamata, Candoiidae. The coding region runs from base 175 to 1953 and encodes 592 amino acids. The record is from RefSeq and is a predicted model, not a curated record. Gene Ontology annotation, molecular function: DNA-binding transcription factor activity, RNA polymerase II-specific; RNA polymerase II cis-regulatory region sequence-specific DNA binding. The transcript has 3 exons. Gene Ontology annotation, biological process: regulation of transcription by RNA polymerase II. Gene Ontology annotation, cellular component: chromatin; transcription regulator complex; PcG protein complex.
GCAAUGUUGCAAGGCCCUUAAGCAUCACCUGUGCUGAGCAGCCUCUGUUUUGAAUUGAUUAAACUGCAGGCACAGAGCCAGCAAGCGCUUACCACCCACCUUUGCUGAUAAGAAGGGCCACAGCUUUCUACAAAGGCACCCAGGCUGACGAAGGAAUGCUCCUUGCAAAUAAAAAUGGCUGAAGAACAGAGCAAGGCAUCCCCCCCCGUGUUGGGUCUCCAGUGCCAGACUUUGCUUGAGGAAAAGGGGGAGAUGGGAAUGAAAGUGGAAGAGGAGGAGGAGAUGAUCAAGACAGAAGAGGCCUUGCCAGCCACUCAGGUGGGGACAGUGGGGCAGCCUCUGAGCCGGAGAGAGAUUUCAUUCAUAAAGCAGGAGCCAGAAGAUGGCCUGUCAUCCCGCCAUUGGGAAGCUCAGUGGCAGAAAUUCCUGAAGGCAGCUCAGUGCCCUGGGUCAGGAGAGGAAAUCCCACUUUUGCCACCAUGCAGGGGGGCCGCUAAAGCUUCCUUCGAGGGCGAAGCGCCCCUCAGCCAUGGAACUGCACUUGAAAGAGGAAUGGCAUUACCUGCUGCUUUUAAUGAAGCAGCUCCUCUGAUUGAAAACAGGCAUACUGUUGGAAGGGACGAUCCCAGCCAAGUCCAGGAAAUCAAGAUGGAGGAUGUCAUCAGCUCUGACAUCCAGUGCCAGCAUUUCAGGCAGCUCUGCUACCAAGAGGCCUGGGGCCCUCAAGAAGUGUACAACCAACUGCGAGAGCUUUGCAUCCAGUGGCUAAAGCCGGAGAGGCAUUCGAAGGAGCAGAUCCUGGACUUGGUGAUAUUGGAGCAGUUCCUGGCUAUCCUGCCUUCAGAGAUGCAGAACUGGGUGAAGGCGCAUGCUUCCAGAAACUGCUCUGAUGCUGUGACCCUUGCAGAGGAUUUCCUUUUGAGGCACCAAGAGGCUGAGAAACCAAGAUGGGAGGAGCCAGGAAUGUUCCAGGAUCCUAUGAAUUUCCCAGGGAAAGAAGGGGUAUUGCUGGAAAGUGCUCAACAGCAAUUCAAACAAGAGAAUGAAGAAGCCAGCAAUCCACUGGGUGAUGGGGAGCAAUGGAGGAGGGAUGGAGAGUCUUUCUCAAUGUCAUCAGGAAGAGGAACAGGUUCAGAGCCAGAAGUCCAACCUGAAACUCAAAGUGAGCCAGUGAAGGAUCAAAACUACGAAAUGGAGACAUGGAGGAGCAGUUAUGUCUCUUGCCAGGAUGGUGAAGUUUUGGGGGUUUCAGUCCAACGAGGAAUGCUCAGAAGGAAGAGAGGGGGCAAAGUUGGGGGCAGUGAAAAGCUUUUCAAAGAUGGUUCCAUCCUUACAAGGACUCACUCGGGAGAGAAGCCACACGAGUGUUCAGUGUGUGGGAAAAUAUUCCGACGACGCUCAGAUCUCAACAGCCACCAGCGGACCCACACGGGAGAGAAGCCCUACAUGUGUGUGAAUUGCGGGAAGCGCUUCAACCGGAGCACAAACUUGAUUUCCCAUCAGAGAAUUCACACAGGGGAGAAACCCUACCAGUGCGCAGACUGCGGCAAAACCUUCUCACACAAAUCCGGCCUCAUAAGGCAUCAGAGAACCCACACGGGAGAGAAACCGUACGCGUGUUUGGAGUGUGGGAAGAGCUUCAGCCAGAGACAGCACCUGAUCACGCACCAGCGCAACCACACGGGGGAAAGGCCCUUCUCUUGCCCCAGGUGUGGGAAGAGCUUCAACCAGAGCCAGCACCUUAUUACUCACCAGCGGAACCACACGGGAGAGAAGCCCUUCGCGUGCUUGCAGUGUAGCAAAAGCUUUUGCGAUAAAUCCACCCUGGUUAGACACCAAAGGAGUCACACUGGGAAAAAACCUUUUAAGUGCUCUGAGUGCGAGGAAAGCUUUUAUCAGAGUAAACACCUUCUCAGGCACCAGAGGACUCACACCCAGCCACUGGCACACUAAUUCAGCCGUUUGCAGUCCUCCGGGCAUGGGGAAUGCUAAUUCCUGGGCUGGUGGGGAAUUAUGGGAGUAAAAGCCCACCACAUCUGGGCUAUUUUAGUUGCUUUUUCUACCUUUUUGUUUAUAAAUAUUGCUUGAUCUUCA